Molecule: messenger RNA, 259 nt
Organism: Meloidogyne enterolobii
Lineage: Eukaryota; Metazoa; Nematoda; Chromadorea; Rhabditida; Meloidogynidae
Source: the annotation of a GenBank genome assembly
AUGCUGUGUGGAGAAAUAGCUGUAGUCUAUUGUUGGGUUGAAAUCGUUCAGAGUCCGUUUGAUUCCUUCAUUUGCAGUGAGCGGUCCGUAUUGGCAGUGGUUGGUCUCUGUCAUCCUGAGACACUCUUCUUUCGAAAUCGGGAGUGUCUCGCUGGUGGUCACAUUCCUUCCUUCCCCGAUUAAGUUUUCCCAGUACUCUACCUUCUGUCUUAUAAUGACACACCUACUUGCCUUGACUUCCCUGGCUUCCGUAUUUACC